AUGCCCACCUCCACUCCAUCACCCAUUACAAUGGCCCACUAUAUCCACCUCCUAACCACCCAACUCACCAAGUACACCUCCCAGGGUGGUCAUCUCCACAUCACGCAACGUGAAGCAACACGAAAGAUCAUUGCCGAUGCAGACGCCUACAUGGCUUCCAUCGGGCUGAGACAGCAUGCUACAUAUGAAGUGGUAGUAGAACAGAUUGCGAUAAUCUUUCGGGGCUAUGCGGAUGACUUUGGUGUGAAUUUCGAGCUGCUGGAAGGUAAUCUUGGUGUGCUGGAGGCUUAA
Molecule: messenger RNA, 291 nt
Organism: Morchella sextelata
Lineage: Eukaryota; Fungi; Ascomycota; Pezizomycetes; Pezizales; Morchellaceae
Exons: 2
Coding region: 1-291 (96 amino acids)
Source: RefSeq, a predicted model, not a curated record